GGUGCAUUCAAGGGCCAGGGACAUGGAGAAUUCAAUGAUAUUGGCUCGAUCAUUAUGUUCGCAGACUGUACUGUUCCAGCUGUACAUAAGGAUCUUGGUGUGCUGAAAUAUAGCUCUACCCUUUCUGGCCUUAUUGAUUCUAACAGUGAAAUAGUUCGAGGCAGCAAGGAGGAGAUUGAACAACGGGCUUGCACUAUAUAUGCUGUGGAGAAAAAGAGGGAGCUGAUAAAAAUUAAAUCAGGAAAACAGGUGUUGAAUGUGGAGUUAGAUCUUUGGCUCUGGUCUGCUGGUGUACAAUGGUACAUCUGAUUUUCUCACUAGCCGAGGUCCACGGCACCUCAGUCUUAGGACGAAUAUCUGCUGCACACAAAUUCUCUACAGUUAAAACAUAAGAUGAUUCCUUUUCUCGUUGAGAGUUUGCUGACUUUAACACUCUGUUUGAAUCGAGAAAGUUGAAGAGGAAAGAGACGAGAGUGAGGGAGAGAGAGCAUCUUCUUUUGUUUAGAUAAAUAAUUUUAAUAAAG
Molecule: messenger RNA, 524 nt
Organism: Rubroshorea leprosula
Lineage: Eukaryota; Viridiplantae; Streptophyta; Magnoliopsida; Malvales; Dipterocarpaceae
Source: the annotation of a GenBank genome assembly